Molecule: messenger RNA, 1814 nt
Organism: Capsaspora owczarzaki ATCC 30864
Lineage: Eukaryota; Filasterea; Ministeriida; Capsasporidae
Product: protein phosphatase type 1
Exons: 2
Coding region: 174-1163 (329 amino acids)
Cellular component (GO): nucleus; cytoplasm
Molecular function (GO): protein serine/threonine phosphatase activity
Source: RefSeq, a predicted model, not a curated record
GCUCACUCGUGGCUUUUUGGGAACUCUCUCGGUCGCUUCCUUUUCCUGUGGAAGUUCCAUUUUUUUCGUUGUUUUUUUUUUCCCAUUGCGUUCCGCGUUGCGUUCGCUUCCUCUUCCUAUUCCUUCUCCUUCUUCACUGUUUCCUCGUAAACAACUAAAACAUUAUACACACAAUGGCGGACGGCGGUUCACCCAGCGCGGCAUUGCCCGAAAUCGACGUUGACAACAUCAUUGAGCGACUCUUGUCGGUGCGCGGCGAGCGACCGGGCAAGCAGGUGCAACUCGCAGAGCACGAAAUCCGUGGCCUGUGCUUGGCUGCACGCGACAUUUUCAUCAAGCAGCCCAUCCUGCUCGAGCUCGAGGCGCCCAUCAAGAUUUGCGGCGACGUGCACGGCCAAUAUUUCGACCUGCUGCGCCUGUUCGAGUACGGCGGCUUCCCCCCGGAUGCCAACUACCUCUUCCUCGGUGACUACGUCGACCGUGGCCGGCAAUCGCUCGAGACCAUCUGCCUCCUGCUCGCGUACAAGAUCAAGUAUCCCGAGAACUUUUUCAUUCUCCGCGGCAACCACGAGUGCGCAUCGAUCAACCGAAUCUAUGGCUUUUACGACGAGUGCAAGCGCCGAUACAACAUUAAGUUGUGGAAGACGUUCACGGACUGCUUCAACUGCCUGCCCAUUGCCGCCAUUAUCGACGAAAAGAUCUUUUGCAUGCACGGCGGUCUCUCGCCCGACCUCCACUCGAUGGAGCAAAUCAAGAAGGUCAUGCGACCCACCGACGUGCCAGACACUGGCUUGUUGUGCGAUCUGCUCUGGUCCGACCCCGAGAAGGACAUUCAAGGCUGGGGCGAGAACGACCGCGGCGUCUCGUUCACUUUUGGUCCCGACGUGGUCAGCAAGUUCUUGCAAAAGCACGACAUUGAUUUGAUUUGCCGCGCUCACCAAGUCGUUGAGGAUGGCUACGAGUUUUUCGCCAAGCGACAACUCGUCACUGUUUUCUCCGCCCCCAACUAUUGCGGUGAAUUCGACAACGCCGGUGCCAUGAUGAGCGUCGACGACACGCUUAUGUGCUCGUUCCACAUCUUGAAACCGGCCGACAAGAAGGCUGCCGACAAGAAGAAGGCUGGCAAGACGUCGCCAAAGAAGGCGCUCAAGAAGGGCAUGUAAAAAAAAAAAGCCAGAAGCAAGACUCAAAAAAAAAAAGCAUCAAAUCAAAAACCACCACCCCCUCCACUGGAUAGUGAACUGCAACUGGAGGAUUUCCCUUGGGUCUUAUCUUCAGCGACUUUUUCCUUUCUGCUUCUUGUCACUUUCUUUGGAUGUUUGACCUGUCGUUUUGCUUCAUUUUUUUCUCUUCUUUUGGUAUUUCCUCUUUUGUGAGACUUGGACUGGCUGCCUUUUUCCGUGCAUCCUCUCGGGUUUUCUGUCGCUUUUGUCAUGUUGUUGUUUGUUGUUGUCUGUUCCUCCUCGAUUGAGUUUCCUUUUUUCGAAAAUGUUUUUUGGCCUCUCGCUUUUUUUGAACGCGCGCGUUUUGAUGGCGAUGCUGGCCUUCAGGAAUGGAAUGCAGCCCCAUCUUCGCGAUUGAUCUCCGAUGCUGAGCUGCUGACAUUGUCUGAUUUAUUCUCUGCUUUCAUUUUACCCUUGCGCUCGAACGUUCCUGUUCGUGUCGUCAAGCGCUUUUUGUAAAGCAUUCUGUAUACCCUCUUCUCUUUGUUCUGUGUUUUACUCCUCACUCACCAUUCCCACUCCCAAUCUUGCAUUGUGAUUACUCUAUGUGUUAUUAAACAUGACACUUUUUUUUUUUACGCUUGCAUCUCU